This is a messenger RNA of Urocitellus parryii (Arctic ground squirrel), 4449 nucleotides long. It is a transcript of the gene Tnfrsf19, whose product is annotated as TNF receptor superfamily member 19. Gene Ontology annotation, biological process: positive regulation of canonical NF-kappaB signal transduction; positive regulation of JNK cascade. NCBI's taxonomy places the organism in Eukaryota, Metazoa, Chordata, Mammalia, Rodentia, Sciuridae. Gene Ontology annotation, cellular component: plasma membrane. The record is from RefSeq and is a predicted model, not a curated record. Gene Ontology annotation, molecular function: protein binding; signaling receptor activity.
CAAUCCACARCACAGCUUGGGAACCCAGAGAGCUCCGGAUCCAGCCACUCACCCCAAGCGUGGGGGAACCACCGGCAUUGCCUCCUUGCAAAAAAAGAGGAGGAAAGCAACGUGAUCCGUGGUUAACAAAAGAGUGUGUGGACGGAUGGGAGGCGGGAGGGUAACUACCUACCUGCUGAAAGCGAACUUUCUUGAUAUCCAUGCAUAUAUAUAAGCUCAGCCCUGCCUUUGAUGUUCAGCAACUGAUCACUGAUCAGAUUACAGGCAUUUCAUCUCCCUGCUCGUCUGCCUUUGAUCUGCAUGGUUAAUUUCAUUUUCCUGGAUUUGAAGUUUUGUCCGGGCUUGUGCUGACACACAUUUUUGGGAAGGUAGAAGCAUUUGGCAUAGAAGUGCUGCCAAGGAGAAACCAGGCUGCUGAAAGGGUGAGUGCUGGAAAGAUCUCAGCAGUUGCAGAACGCUUCAGGGAUAACUACAUUUGAUAAGAGCAAUGGCUUUAAAAGUACCACUAAACCAAGAGAAAACAUUCUUCACCAUUAUGCUUUUACUAGGCUGUUUGUCAUGUAAAGUCAUUUGCGAAACCGGAGACUGCAGACAACAGGAAUUCCGGGACCGGUCUGGAAAUUGCAUUCUCUGCAAACAGUGUGGGCCAGGCAUGGAGUUGUCUAAGGAAUGUGGCUUCGGCUAUGGGGAGGAUGCACAGUGUGUGACAUGCCGGCCGCACAGGUUCAAGGAAGACUGGGGCUUCCAGAAAUGCAAGCCUUGUCUGGACUGUGCACUGGUGAACCGCUUUCAGAAGGCCAAUUGUUCAGUCACCAGCGAUGCCGUCUGCGGGGACUGCUUGCCAGGAUUUUAUAGGAAGACUAAACUUGUUGGCUUUCAAGACAUGGAGUGCGUGCCUUGUGGAGAUCCCCCUCCUCCCUACGAACCGCACUGCACCAGCAAGGUCAACCUUGUGAAGAUCGCGUCCACGGCUUCCAGCCCUCGGGACACAGCCCUGGCUGCGGUCAUCUGCAGUGCUCUGGCCACUGUGCUGCUGGCCCUCCUCAUCCUGUGUGUCAUCUACUGUAAGAGACAGUUCAUGGAGAAGAAACCCAGUUGGUCUCUGAGACCACAGGAUAUUCAGUACAAUGGCUCUGAACUGUCCUGCUUUGACAGACCUCAGCUCAGYGAAUAUGCUCACAGAGCAUGUUGCCAGUGCCACCAGGAUUCUGCCCAGACCUACGGGCCUGUCCACUUGAUCCCGUCCUUGUGCUGUGAUGAGGCCUGCGGCACUGACCGGCCAGCACUUGGUUGUGGGGUGCAUUCCAGGGCCACCCUUCCAGAGAGAAACGCAGUUCCAGUGGGGGAGACCAUGCCAACUUUCUUCGGGUCCCUUUCAAGGUCCCUGUGUGGCGAGUUUUCCGAUGCCUGGCCUCUGAUGCAGAAUCCCAUGGGUGGCGACGACAUCUCUUUUUGUGAUUCUUAUCCUGAACUCAAUGGAGAAGAAAUUGAUUCUCUCAAUCCAGAAAACAAAAGCUCAACAUCUUUGGAUUCAAACAGUUGUCAAGAUCUGGUUGGUGGAGCUGUUUCAAUUCAAGCUCAUUCUGGAAACUUCACAGAAACUGCUGAUUUAUCUAGAUACAAGGAGACAGUGGCAGAGUCAGCGCUAACUCAGGAAGCACUAAGUACUGGAAGCCAGCUGGAUCUGGAGGGUGGAGAUACUGUGCACCCCACCACUCCCACAUCCCUCCAGGAAGCCUAAAGGCCCUUCUUCUUCCUGCAGUGGAACUGUGUGUCUGGAACCCAAAGGGCACCGCUCUGUUAGGCUUAUGGACUGAGCAGUCUGGACCCUGCACAGCUUCUGGAGAAAAAGGAAAUCUGAACCAAACUGAUGGCAUUUUAAGCCUUUCAACUAGUUGCUUCUGAGCCAGACCAGCUGUAAGCCGAAACCUCAAUGAGAAGCAAGGAGAUCCUCUAGGCAGACUAUUUGCAUCUUUCCUAAACCAGAAGUUUCCAGUCUUCAAGAACAACUUCAAAGACUGGUGGGUUGAGAGUAGCCUAUGAGAUGAUGGACACAUAGCAAGAUACAGCCAGGUGUUCAUGCUCAUUUUCAUGGUGAAUGUGGUCUAACAAGGCUGAAGACCUGGAGUAUCCAUUGUCACUGACAUUUUCUUUCCAGGAAUAGUCUCAUUUAGUCUGUUAUCCCGCUAAAAGUACAUGUCAGAUUCUUAAUAUUAGUUUUUAUGUAGAAUGGGUUUGAAAUUUAGUGUUUCUGUUGAAUAAGGUAACUUCUUCAUCGUCCCAAACUGGCUGGCUUAGGUGGUUACAUCGACUUUGUGCCACCUGUCUGAACCUUGGCUUUAUUAAAGGCAGUUAACUGACCAGGAAUCGGAGAACACCUCUUUUCCAGAAUCUCACUUCUAACCUCAGGCUCUAUCACAUCGACACCUUCUGGUGCUGGUAGGAGUUGGAACCUGAGUUACUGUGGGCAGCAGAGGGUGGCCCAUCACCCUGGCAUCAAAACCACUUGACGUGCAUAUCCUAGAGACUUGGAUGCACAAGUUAAAUUCAUUAAUAUUCAUGUUCAAUUAGUUGAUAUGGAAGCACUUGUCACAUCUGUCUCUAUGCCUGAGCUGAGACGGUACAGGAUUUCUUUUAUGAAAAGGAGAUAUUUAUAAACAUGGUGAUCUCUUAUUUGUAUUGUAUCUUAUACUAAAGGUUUUGGGGAUCUCAGCAUAUCAGGUUCCCCCUGCUACUGAAGUCAUCUUCCAUGAGAAUAUGCUACACUACAUAGUAGAAGAAAAAGUAGAAAAGUCUGUAAGAGGCACAGUGUGGUGUGACCAGAACUCUGCGGCUGUCCCUCUAAUAUUACUUAUGAGAUUACACAGCACAUAAUCUCCUGUAUUAGCCAGAUGAUAUGGAAUUGAGAAGUCUGGUGCUUCUGUCGGGGUGCUCCAUCUUCUAUCACCUUAGGAUUUACAAACGAUCAUUGUCUCCAGGACUAAGAAAGAAAUGAAACCAGUUCAGUCAUGAAGCAGGGGAUAGCUCAUUUGCUCUUCAUCUUAAGUAGAAAGGGAUUUAAUUGAGCAGGAUUUUUUUUUUUUCCCUCUGAAAGAUUCAUGAUCAGAGCUGGCCUUUGUCUUUUAACUGCUCCUUCCUAUUAGCUGUCACAUUUACACUUAAACAAUAAAUAAACCUUUGAACAUCAGUGUGUUAGAGGGCUUUAAAAUAUUUGUUUGGGCUCAUAUUAAGUGUCUUUUACCUAACAUUUAAAUUAAACAUUAAAAUUAAUCUGUCUUUUCUAGGUCAUUUUUAUUACCCCAACAUUUUCUUUCUUUCUAAGACAUUAGUAAAAUUUAACAAGCCCUCUUCCUUGUGGCCAUUUCUGUAUUCAUAGUUUUAGGUUCUGACAUGGGUAUACUAGCUGUCUGUGUCUGUUUCUGCUCAUGACUUCAGUUCUUUUUUCCAAAAUAGAAAAUCACAAUGUCUCAUGAUAACCCCCAUUUAUUCAUGUUUAYGUAGUGCCUGGUCAUAACCAAUGGACUCUCUUUUUUUUGUUUCCUGUUUUAGUGGAAGCUAGUCGUUCUUAAACUUUGGUAAUCAUCAACUCUUAUGAAAAUUGCCCUUAGGUAAUUCUAAUAAAAUAUUUAGGAUUUGGCCACAAGACAUCUACGAAAAUGCAAGUCCAAUUUUCCUUGAGUGGCUUCCUGUAUUUCACAGAAGUAUGCCAUUGUUUGCAAUCCGAUCAUCUCUGUUAUGACAGGGAUGAUCAAAGUAGGCAGGGUUGUGUUCCUUUGUGUAACCUGAAUAUAUUUUCCAUAUGGAGAGUCCUGAUUAACUUCAAAGACAGAUGCUUGCUGAAGAAAGCCAGACUGAUGGGAAAGAGACUUUGGCCCCAAAUCCCAAAACAUCACUUUUGAUCAGUAGAGAGAGAGGCUUAGGGUUGAAAAUGGAUUUCAUUUGAUUCUACCUUCGAAAAGUCCUGGGUUAUUUUUAUCAAGAUGAAGACAUCUGACACCACUUACUCUAGAAACAGAUUAUGUUAUAUUUUACACUCUUUGUAAACAAUUGAGGAAAAAAUUCUAUUUGUAUCUGACAGUGUUGGAAUAUCCUACAACUUUCAAUAAGCUCAGCUGCUGGAGGCAGGAAAUCUACAUGGAGAAACACGGUCCAGCGGGCAUCAUCGCUGUGUUCCAUGCUGUGGAAACUCAUGACAAGAAUGAGACAAGGGUUUCAAGCACAACCAAGUCAAGUCAUGGGUUUUCUAGUUUUGUGUCUAUGGAAUAUAUUUUUUAAAUACUCUACUUUAGAUCAGGUGUUGCUAUUAGGUUAAGCACUGCUGUCAGUGCUAGUAAAGAAAAAGAAAAAAACCAUCAUGGCUUUAAGAUAGUUUGAAUAAAUUUAGAUUUCAUUACUGUUUUGCAAACUAGAAUUUAUAAAUUUGUAAAUUAUCAUUUUCCUAUACAAAUA